Messenger RNA from Seriola aureovittata, 5428 nucleotides. It is a transcript of the gene arhgef7b, whose product is annotated as Rho guanine nucleotide exchange factor (GEF) 7b. The record is from RefSeq and is a predicted model, not a curated record. The coding region runs from base 272 to 2833 and encodes 853 amino acids. Lineage: Eukaryota; Metazoa; Chordata; Actinopteri; Carangiformes; Carangidae. Gene Ontology annotation, biological process: intracellular signal transduction. Gene Ontology annotation, molecular function: guanyl-nucleotide exchange factor activity; protein binding. The transcript is spliced from 22 exons.
GAGAGAGAGAGGGAGCAGUGAGGGACAAUACGAAGCAGUUAAAGGAAGGAACCCCUUUUAUUUCUCAUUUCCACAUCUAUUUUUUCUAUUUUGGAAUAACAGCUGCACGAUCCAACCAGAGUGCGUUGAUUGUAAUGGUCAAACAAGGCGGGGCUGACCCUCCUGUCUCAUUUAGGACGCACCACAAGUAGGAUAACGCAGACACUCCAGAGUGCUGCUGCCGCCGCCGCUGCUGCUGCUGUUGUUGUUUUAUAACAUUAGAAAUUCAGGCAUGAAUUCCGCCGAACAGACGGUAACGUGGCUCAUAACGCUGGGAGUCCUGGAGUCUCCCAAGAAAAGCAUCUCGGACCCAGAGGCUUUCCUCCAGGCGUCCCUGCAGGAUGGCGCGGUGCUGUGCAGGCUGCUGGAGCGACUCAGACCCGGGACAGUGGACAAAUUUUUCCAGGAACCGAGGAGCGACAGCGAGUAUCAGAGGAACAUUGCUGAGUUUGUUAAAGGCUGCGGGGCUUUCGGUGUGGAGGCUUUUGAGGUCAAUGACCUCCUGCAGGGACUGAACUUCUCCAAGGUGCUAAACUCCUUGGUUGCCCUCAGCAAAGCUACUGAAGAUUUAGGUGUUUCUGGAGACAGUGUGUGUGUGCCGCACUCCGCAACACUGAGGAUCAAGUCAUUUGAUUCUCUGAACACUCAGAGUCGCUCCUCUAAACUGCUGCAGCCUCAGUACCGCAGCCUGGACAUGUCGGAGGGAAGCGGGUGUGGCCAUAUGCUGGUCAAGGCGCGCUUUGCCUUUGAGCAGACCAAUGAGGAUGAACUCUCUUUCUCCAAGGGUGACAUCAUCAGUGUGAGCAGGCAGGAGGAGGGGGGCUGGUGGGAAGGCUCGAUCAACGGCAAGACUGGGUGGUUCCCCAGCAACUAUGUACGGGAGCUGAAAGGAAGCGAUAAGACAUCAGACAAGCCAAAGUCUGGGACUUUAAAAAGUCCACCCAAAGGUUUUGAUACUACUAUCAUCAGUAAGACCUACUACAAUGUGGUCCUACAGAACAUCCUGGAAGCAGAGAACGAAUAUUCAAGGGAGCUACAGAGUCUCCUGGGCUCAUACCUGCGCUCACUUCACCCCACAGACAGACUCAGCGUUGUGGACAUCGGUCACAUUCAAGGAAAUCUGGAGGAGAUCUCAACCUUCCAGCAGAUUUUGGUCCAGUCCUUAGAGGAGCACACUAAACUCCCAGAGAACCAGCAGAGGAUCGGGGGGUUCUUCUUGAGUCUCAUGCCCCAAAUAAAAAUCAUCUAUGUGGCCUACUGCUCCAACCACCCGUCUGCUGUCAAUGUACUCACACAACACAGUGAGGAGCUGGGGGAGUACAUGGAGUCAAAGGGGGCAUCCACUCCAGGGAUCCUGACUCUGACCACUAGUCUGAGUAAACCCUUCACCAGACUGGAGAGAUACCCAACACUGCUAAAAGAACUGGACAGACACAUGGAGGACCAACACCCUGACAGAGCUGAUCUCCACGCUUCCAUGACGGCCUUCAAAACCCUUGCAACCCAGUGUCAGGAGGUGAGGAAGAAGAAGGACCUGGAGUUGCAGAUUUUAACAGAGCCAAUCAGAAACUGGGAGGGAGAUGACAUCAGAACCCUCGGCCCUGUGCUGCACAUGUCCCAGGCCACAGUCCACACACAGAACUGUCAGGAGUCAAAUGAACGCUACCUCGUCCUCUUCCCUCAUACACUGCUCAUGCUGUCUGCCAGCCUGAGAAUGAGUGGAUUCAUCUAUCAAGGGAGGAUGCCAUUAUCAGGAAUGCUCAUCUCCAGAAUAGAGGACGGAGAAAACCUGAGGAAUGCUUUUGAAAUAUCCGGUGGCCAGUGUGAGCGGAUGCAGGUGGCGUGUAACAGUCAGCACGAGCUACAGGACUGGCUAGACCUUCUCACCAAACACACGCACACUCCGCCCGCACACACACACUCACACAAGCAUCAGUCCGUCUGUCACACACUGCCCUCUCACCCAGUCACUCCUGCCAGACACUCCGAGUCACGUGGAGUCAGCAGCGGACACACCUACCACACCCUUCCCCAUCCCUCCUCAUAUGGGACGGCACACAAUAGCAGCCCAAUGUGGGGGCCCCUGGAGCCACCGAGUACCCCCAAACCCUGGAGCCUGAGCUGCCUUCGCCCUGCGCCUCCACUCCGGCCCUCCGCGGCUCUCUGCUACAAGGAGGAUAUGAGUAAAAGUCCUAAGAACAUGAAGAAGCUGCUCCCUAAGAGGAAGCCAGAGAGGAAACCUUCAGAGGAGGACUUCACUGCCAGAAAGAGUACAGCAGCUCUGGAGGAGGAUGCUCAGAUACUGAAAGUGAUUGAGGCUUACUGUACCAGCGCCAAGACACGACAGACUCUCAACUCCACCUGGCAAGGGACUGACCUCAUGCACAACCAUGUGCUUGCUGACACCAGCCUCACCAUCGCUGGUGUCCCCGGCAACCUGCCAUGUUCUGACCAAUCAGAGGACUCGGAUUAUGACAGUAUCUGGACCGCCCAUAGUUACAGGACUGCCUCGUUUUCUCGCUCCAGCAGGAAAGAUGUUCACAUGUUGUUCCCAGAAGAGGAGAAAAUUAUCGUGGAGGAAACCAGGAGCAACGGACAGACUGUGGUGGAGGAGAGGAGUCUGGUGGACACUGUGUACAGUCUCAAGGACGAGGUCCAGGAGCUCAAACAGGACAAUAAGAGGAUGAAGAGGACGCUGGAGGAGGAGCAGCGAGCGAGGAAAGAGCUGGAGAGGAUCAUCAGGAGAGUUCUGAAGAACAUGAACGACCCAACCUGGGAUGAGACUAACCUCUGAGAUCGAUAUGUGUCUAAACAUCAUGGACAAGACUGGUUUUUGACUUUUAAAUGACCAAAUGACCUUUGACAUUUGUUUAAUGGACAGAAGCUGCCAACACUUCAUCAUGCUUCAACUUAACCUCACCAUUUCCACUUGCUUUGACUUUCACAGUUACCUGUGUACCAAACUCUGGACCAAGAGAAAAUGCCUGCUGGCCAUCAGCAAAGCCAUCCAUCAGACUGUAAAGCUGUGAAGCCAUAUUAGCUGGUAGGCAUAAUGACAUCACUUCCUGUCAUGCUCCUUUACUUUUUCUAACAGCCUUUGGAGCAUUGACAAAAGAAUCACUUUUUCUCAUUUACUUGUGUAUUUAUCUUUCAUUCCUUGUGCUUAUUUGCAUUAAGUAUAAAAUUCCGCUAUUGCCAGGACAGUAUGUUAUUGACUGGCCUUUUGUGGUUUAUAUAUUUCAGAGAGAUAUCAGAUCAGUAUGUGAAUAAAAUCCCUCAUUGAAACUUGAAAUAGACAGUUUUUUCCACACUCCGCAGCAAUUUUGUCUCAAUUUCAAAUGUUAAACAAACAUAUUAUUAUUAUAGAAUUAUAAUUUAUGAUAGAUGAUAAACAGACUCUAAUAAACUAUAAAGUUGGUUUAUUUGUUAUAUCAAAUACAUUUUGAACUGAACCUAAAUUUUACCAGCACUUAUAAGUGACAGGAUGAGAUGAAAGUUCUGUGUAAUGUGAAAGAAUUGAUUGAACUGUAGAUGAUAUUAUGUGAGCUUAUCAAAUCAAAAUGAAGCUGGAGGGAAAUUUUCUCAGGAAUCAACCAUCAGGGAGUUUCAGCUUUCAGCUUCGGCUCAACAUUCAUUUCAAAUUUCAAGUUCGAAGCAAUAUUUAAAGGUGGACCACAUGUUUGAGCCAAACAAGCUCGAAGAAAUGAAAAGGUGGUUUGUGCUGAACAUAACUGAGACAGGCUUAUGAAUACGCCAAAAGUUUCAGCAACCUUAUGAAUGACAAAACAAGCUCUCUAUUUCACUGUGUCAAUUUGAGGCAGAGAGAGAGAGGAAGUUUACUAGGCCAACAAACUGUUUAAUGUUAUACAUCCACCCAAAGCUGCAGUUAGAUUUACGCAAGUAACAAAUGCAGCAUCGCUGCCAGUUCAUAGUUAUUUAGUAAAAACUAUGCAGAAUCUUGUUUACCAGCAGUAUGUUUUAUAUUCUUCCCAAAUGUCCUUUUUUUUAACUCUUGGAUAAGAGUUUUGAAGUGUUUUGGAAUUUUUAUGUUGAGAAAUCAGCAGCCAAAUGUGCAAGUAUCACCUCUGAAAGUCCUUGCCCUGUUCAACACUUCACAAAAUUUGAGAAAUCACCUAAUUAGAUUAUGAGCUGUUGAUCACGCAUCAAAGCCGGUGGCCUGGAAAGUGCAGUGUUUAAUAUCUGGACCUUUUUCUUCCGUGUCAAAGCCUCUUGAAAUGUAGUGUCUGAACCAGGAAAUUUAAAUGAUAAAAUUUGAGUUAAGAAACGACAUGGGAGCUGAUGGCAAGACCACCAAUACCAUUACUGCCUUUUAAGUUACAAAUUCAGGAUUUUGAGUUUCCUGUACCUUUUUAAGAUUAAGUAAAUCUGUGUAAAUAUACUGUCACCACUUUUUGCUCCAGAUGUCAUUAUUAUGAUGAAAAAACAAGACCUGUUCAAAGUAUAAGCUGCGAUACAGUCAAAUACAUUAGAAACUCUUCAUAUAAUACAACUGCCCAGAAUGUAUGGAAAUGUUAAAUGAUGCUCACUUUAUAAAUCAGCAGUAACAUAAAGUAAACAAAAAAAAUGAAAUGUCAUCAGGUACAAUAUCAACACUAAACAACGUUUUGAGUUUAUAAUAAAUUUUUAUUAUAAUAUGCAUUGUUAUCAUACUGUUAGUAGCUGCAAGAUGUUCAGAGUCAGAGGCAAACAGAUUGGGUGAACACUUGAGUCAGAACAUUUCAACUGCAGUCAUUUGAUAAUGAGGCGUUGAAUUUCAUAGGAAGAGGCCACUAUGUCAGAGAAAUGAUCGACAGACACCAUCACAGUCUUUAGCUCACUGCUUUUCGCUUGAAGACCAAAGUCCAAGCAAUAUAAUACUGGAAAAUGUUAAUGUUUUUGUAUGAUUUUUACAAUGUCAAUAUGCAACUUACUUUAAAAUGAUUUCUUAUUUUUAUAUUUGUGAUUGUGCUUUUAUUCUUAACAGCUGGUUUUGAUUUGUAAGACUUUUUAUUUCCUACUUGACCUGGCUGAUAACACUGAAGAUGAUUUGUGCAGGAAAGCGGCAUGAUUCUCAUGAGCGUCAGUAGACGUGCCAUGGGGUGGAAUACAGUUAUUUUGCUAAAGCUUUUUUCUUAAAGACUCCACCUACAAAUUAACUUUAAAUUAACUUUACUGAAAUUAGAACUACACUAAUGUAAGCUAUGUAAUACAGUAUGUCAAUUAUUGACUCUAAAGUAUGUAUUUAACUGAAGUGACUGACGUAAAUUUAUUGUGUGUUCAAAUGACAGUGAUGAAGAUGAUAACAGUUGUUAAUAUGACAAGAAUCAUCCCCCUCUAUUUAUUUCAUCCAUUUGUUUGUCUGAAUAAAAUGUUGAAUCAAACUGUUGAA